AUGGCUGAGGUGGCAGAGGGAGAAGACGAAAUUCAGUUCUUGCGAACUGAUGAUGAGGUUGUGCUGCAGUGCAGUGCCACUUUUCAUAAAGAGCAGCUCAAACUCUGCCUUGCUGGGGAAGGAUUUGGCAGCCGACUCUGCUUCUUGGAAUCCACCUCAAACUCGAAGAAUGUCCCUCCGGAUCUCUCCAUCUGCACCUUUGUGCUCGAGCAAUCCCUCUCCGUUCGGGCUCUUCAGGAAAUGUUGGCGAACACUGAAGAUCAGGCAGAAGGGGCAAAUGCUUGGACAGUGCACGGUGGAGGCCAUCGGACCCUUCUGUACGGUCAUGCUGUGCUGCUCAGGCACUCCUACAGUGGAAUGUAUCUUUGCUGCUUAUCCACAUCACGGUCUUCAACAGAUAAAUUAGCCUUUGAUGUCGGGUUACAGGAAGACACAACAGGAGAGGCCUGUUGGUGGACCAUUCACCCAGCCUCCAAACAACGCUCUGAAGGUGAAAAAGUGCGUGUCGGAGAUGACCUGAUUUUAGUCAGCAUUUCCUCAGAACGAUACCUACAUUUGUCCUAUGGCUCCAGCAGCUUGCAGGUUGAUGCCGCAUUCCAGCAAACUCUCUGGAGUGUUGCUCCAAUUUGCUCUGGAAGUGAAGUAGCGCAGGGUUACCUAAAGGGAGGGGAUGUGCUGAGGUUACUGCAUGGACACAUGGAUGAAUGUCUGACUGUACCUUCUGGAGAGCACGGGGAGGAACAGCGCAGGACAGUUCAUUAUGAAGGUGGAGCGGUGUCCAUUCAUGCUCGCUCCCUGUGGAGACUUGAGACACUGAGGGUUGCGUGGAGUGGAAGCCACAUGAGAUGGGGCCAGCCAUUCAGACUGAGACAUGUGACAACAGGAAAAUACUUAAGCCUGAUUGACGAGAAAGGCCUUCUCCUCAUGGACAAAGAAAAAGCUGACGUAAAAAGCACGGCUUUCUGUUUCAGAUCAUCAAAGGAAAAACUGGAUACAGGAAUAAGGAAGGAAGUGGAUGGAAUGGGAUCCCCGGAGAUAAAAUAUGGGGAUUCAGUGUGUUUCAUCCAGCAGUUAGAUACUGGACUGUGGCUUUCUUACCAGUCCGUGGAUGCUAAAUCAGCGCGGAUGGGAACAGCUCAGCGGAAAGCCAUAAUGCAUCAUGAGGGCCACAUGGAUGACGGCUUAACUCUAUCACGUUCUCAGCACGAAGAGUCAAGGACAGCACGCGUUAUUCGCAGCACAGUGUUGCUCUUCAACAGGUUCAUCAGGGGCCUCGAUGUUCUCAACAAGAAAGGGAGAUCCCCAGCUGUUGAUUUACCUAUCGAGUCCGUCAGUCUGAGUUUGCAGGAUCUGAUUGGCUAUUUUCAGCCACCUGAUGAACAUCUGGAACAUGAAGAUAAACAGAACAGGCUGAGAGCACUCAAGAACAGACAGAAUCUCUUCCAGGAAGAGGGCAUGAUUAACCUGGUUAUUGAGUGCAUUGACCACCUCAAUGUGUACAGCAGUGCAGCCCACUUCACAGAUGUUGCUGGGAAAGAAGCAGGAGAAUCUUGGAGAUCUAUUCUCAAUUCACUCUAUGAGCUACUUGCUGCCUUGAUUAGAGGAAAUCGCAAAAAUUGUGCCCAAUUCUCCAGCUCCUUAGACUGGCUGAUCAGCAGACUGGAGAGAUUAGAAGCUUCUUCUGGAAUUCUUGAAGUUCUGCAUUGUGUUCUUGUGGAAAGCCCAGAAGCACUGAACAUCAUCAAAGAAGGACACAUAAAGUCUAUAAUUUCCCUGCUGGAUAAACAUGGAAGAAAUCACAAGGUUCUGGAUGUGCUUUGCUCCCUCUGUGUAUGCCAUGGUGUUGCUGUGCGAUCCAACCAACACCUAAUUUGUGACAACUUGCUAUCAGGAAGAGAUCUGCUGUUACAAACAAGGCUCAUCAACCACGUGAGCAGUAUGCGGCCAAAUAUAUAUCUUGGGAUCAGUGAUGGUGCGGCUCAGUACAGGAAGUGGUACUACGAGCUGAUUGUGGACCAUGUUGACCCUUUCAUAACAGCAGAAGCGACCCACCUUCGAGUUGGCUGGGCUUCAACAGAUGGCUAUUCCCCGUACCCUGGAGGGGGUGAAGGGUGGGGAGGCAAUGGUAUAGGAGAUGACCUUUACUCCUACGGAUUUGAUGGACUGCAUUUGUGGUCAGGCUGCAUUGCACGAACAGUAAAUUCACCAAAUCAGCACUUGUUGAGAGAUGAUGAUGUGAUCAGUUGCUGUCUGGAUUUGAGCGCUCCGAGCAUUUCCUUCCGAAUUAAUGGGCAGCCGGUUCAGGGAAUGUUUGAAAAUUUCAAUACAGAUGGGCUCUUCUUCCCGGUGGUCAGCUUCUCCACAGGAGUAAAGGUCCGUUUUUUACUUGGAGGUCGUCAUGGUGAGUUUAAAUUCCUCCCUCCUCCUGGUUAUGCCCCGUGCUUUGAAGCUUUGCUGCCAAAAGAGAAGAUGAGAGUGGAGCAUACAAAGGAAUACAAGCAGGAUCAUCAUGGCAUCAGGGACCUCUUGGGUCCUACCCUUUCACUCACUCAAGCAGCCUUCACACCAAUGCCUGUGGAUACUAGCCAGGUUGUGUUGCCACCUCAUCUGGAACGAAUUCGAGAGAAACUUGCCGAGAACAUUCAUGAACUCUGGGUGAUGAACAAAAUUGAGCUGGGCUGGACCUAUGGGCCGCUCCGGGAGGAUAACAAGCGACAGCACCCUUGCCUGGUAGAAUUCUCCAAGUUGCCGGAGCAGGAAAGGAAUUAUAAUCUACAGAUGUCACUCGAGACCCUCAAAACUUUACUGGCAUUGGGUUGCCACGUAGGUAUUGCUGAUGACCAGGCAGAAGAGAAAGUGAAAACAUUGAAGCUCCCAAGGAACUACCAGCUACCAAGUGGAUAUAAGCCAGCUCCCAUGGACCUGAGCCACAUCAAAUUAACCUCGACUCAGGAAGCCAUGGUAGAUAAACUUGCAGAGAAUGCUCAUAAUGUCUGGGCCAGAGACCGCAUCAAACAAGGCUGGACGUAUGGCAUUCAGCAGGAUGUCAAAAACAGAAGAAACCCUCGCCUUGUUCCAUACACACUUCUGGACGAACGGACAAAAAAGUCCAACAAAGACAGCUUACGCGAAGCAGUCCGUACCCUUCUAGGUUAUGGGUAUAACUUGGAGGCUCCCGACCAGGACCACGCCACCAGAUCCGACCUGUUUAACAACGCAACAGAGCGGUUCCGCAUUUUCCGUGCUGAGAAGACCUACGCAGUCAAGACGGGGAAGUGGUACUUUGAGUUUGAAGUCGUGACCUCUGGAGACAUGCGUGUGGGUUGGAUCAGACCCAGCUGCCGCCCAGACCAGGAGCUUGGGACGGACGACCAGUCCUUUGUUUUUGAUGGAUUCAAAGCUCAACGGUGGCACCAGGGUAAUGAGCACUUUGGCCGAUGCUGGCAGGCAGGGGAUGUAGUCGGCUGCCUUGUGGACGUGAACGAGACUACCAUGACGUUCACUCUCAAUGGAGAGGUCCUGCUGGAUGAUUCGGGUUCAGAGCUUGCAUUUAAGGACUUUGAAGUUACAGAUGGCUUUAUUCCGGUCUGUACGUUCGGAGUGUCUCAAGUUGGCAGGAUGAAUUUCGGAAAGGAGGUUGGCACAUUGAAAUACUUCACCAUUUGUGGAUUACAAGAAGGCUAUGAGCCUUUUGCUGUGAACAUGAACAGGGACAUUACAAUGUGGUUCAGCAAGCGACUGCCUCAGUUUUUACCUGUGCCACCAAACCAUGAGCACAUUGAGGUGACAAGAAUAGAUGGGACUGCUGAUAGCUCCCCAUGCUUGAGGGCUACACAAAGGUCAUUCGGAUCUCAAAACAGCAACACAGACAUUGUUUUCUACCGGCUAAGUAUGCCUAUUGAAUGUGCUGAGGUGUUCUCCAAAAUGCCCAUUGGUGGUCUGGCAAACACCAAUAUUCUUCCACAGAAAAAUGAGCUGGAAGACUUCGAUGCCGACUCUGACUUUGAGGUUCUCCUGAAAACAGCACAUGGACAUCUUGCCUCGGCCACUGUGGAAAAAGAGAAAGAAAAAGAAGGUGCCAAAGCAGAGUUCAACAACCACAAGGAUUAUAACCAGGAAAAGCCUUCUCGCCUAAAGCAGAGGUUUAUGUUAAGAAGGACAAAACCAGAUUACAACUUGACUCAUUCCUCGACACGCCUGACGGAGGAGGUAUUGGCCGAUGACCGGGACGAUUAUGACUUCCUGAUGCAGACAAACACUUAUUAUUAUUCUGUAAGAAUAUUUCCUGGCCAAGAGCCAACGAAUGUUUGGGUCGGUUGGAUUACCUCUGACUUUCACCAGUAUGACACUGCCUAUGAGCUUGAAAAAGUGCGCACCGUGACUGUGACCCUUGGAGAUGAGAAAGGCAAAGUCCAUGAAAGCAUCAAACGCAGUAACUGCUACAUGGUGUGGGCAGGAGAGAGCACCAGCCCUGGACAAGGGCGCAACAACAAUGGGCUGGAGAUUGGCUGCCUGGUGGAUACAGCCAGUGGCCUUCUGACUUUCACCGCCAAUGGCAAGGAAUUAAACACCUAUUAUCAGGUGGAACCGAGCACCAGACUGUUUGCAGCAGUGUUUGCACAGGCCACAAGCCCCAAUGUGUUCCAGUUUGAACUGGGGAGGAUUAAGAAUGUAAUGCCUCUCUCAGCAGGACUGUUCAAAAGUGAACGCAGAAACCCAAUCCCACAGUGUCCGCCUCGACUCCACGUUCAACACCUCGCCCCCGUGCUCUGGAGCAGGGUACCAAACAAGUUCUUAAAGGUGGAUGUCAAGCGUGUGAGUGACCGCCACGGUUGGCAGGUGCAAUGUGCCGAUCCAUUAAAGUUUAUGGCUCUGCACAUUCCUGAGGAGAACAGGUCUGUGGAUAUCCUGGAGCUCACGGAAUAUGAGGAGCUGCUGAAGUUUCACUACCACACCUUGCGACUGUAUUCUGCGGUCUGUGCUCUGGGUAACAACCGGGUAGCACAUGCCCUCUGCAGCCAUGUGGACGAGUCUCAGCUGAUGUAUGCGAUAGAGAACAAAUACAUGCCUGGCUUGCUCCGAACGGGUUAUUACGAUUUACUCAUCGAUACCCAUCUUAGCACCUACGCCACCGCCAGGCUGAUGAUGAACAAUGAAUUCAUUGUUCCCAUGACGGACGAGACCAAGAGUAUCACUUUGUUCCCGGACGGCAAUCGAACUCACUCCGUCCCGGGCAUAGGCCUCACUACCUCUCUAAGGCCUAGGAUGCAGUUUUCUUCAACCAGCUUUGUCACCAUCAACAGUGAGUGCUUUCACCACAGCCCUGAGUUCCCUUUGGACAUCUUGAAGGCCAAAACAAUUGAAAUGCUGACUGAGGCCGUACAGGAAGGCAGCCUCCAUGUUCGAGACCCCGUGGGCGGCUCCACUGAGUUCCUCUUCGUCCCUCUCAUCAAACUCUUUUACACACUGCUUAUAAUGGGCAUCUUCAGCAACGAGGAUCUGAAGCAUAUUUUGCAGUUGAUUGAAGCCCGUGUGUUUGCUGAGGAGAUCGAGGCAGAAGAGAGCACGACAGUUGAAAAAGAAGCCUGCAAAGGUGAACUGAAGAGUGAAGUGGGAGAUGAAGAAGCCAAAGGUGAACAGGUUCCCAACAAGGGGCUACUACAGAUGAAACUCCCUGAGCCUGUUAAACUUCAGAUGUGCCUCCUGCUGCAGUAUUUGUGUGACUGUCAGCUUCGCCACCGGAUUGAAGCCAUUGUCGCCUUUUCAGAUGACUUUGUGGCAAAGCUUCAGGAUAACCAGCGGUUCCGAUAUAAUGAAGUCAUGCAAGCACUAAACAUGUCUGCCGCACUGACUGCCAGGAAAACCAAAGAGUUCCGUUCUCCACCACAGGAGCAGAUUAACAUGUUACUGAACUUUAAAAGUGACAGACAAGAGUGCCCUUGUCCUGAAGAUGUGCGUGAAGAACUGUUGGAUUUCCACGAGGACCUCAUGGCUCAUUGUGGUAUUGAGCUGGAAGAAGAAGAAGCCAGUGACAGUGACAGUGACUCCACAAUUCGAGGCCGACUCAUGAACCUGGUGGAAAAAGUGACGUACUUAACGAAGAAGCAGACGGAGAACCCAGUGGAGCAGGAGGCAAAAAAUCCCACCACGCUGCAGCAAUUGAUCUCCGAGACCAUGGUGCGUUGGGCCCAGGAGUCAGUGAUUGAAGACCCGGAGCUGGUCAGGGCCAUGUUUGUCUUAUUGCACAGGCAGUAUGAUGGCAUUGGUGAGCUUGUUCGUGCUUUACCAAAGUCAUAUACAAUAAAUGGCGUGUCUGUGGAGGAUACAAUAAACUUACUCGCUUCACUGGGCCAGAUCAGGUCCCUACUGAGUGUCAGAAUGGGUAAAGAAGAGGAGAAGUUAAUGAUCUGUGGGCUUGGGGACAUAAUGAAUAAUAAAGUUUUCUACCAACAUCCCAAUCUAAUGAGGGCCCUGGGGAUGCAUGAGACCGUGAUGGAGGUUAUGGUCAAUGUGCUCGGAGCAGGAGAAUCAAAGGAAAUCAUCUUCCCAAAGAUGGUGGCCAACUGUUGUCGUUUCCUGUGCUACUUCUGCCGAAUUAGUCGACAAAAUCAGAAAGCUAUGUUCGACCACUUAAGCUAUUUAUUGGAAAACAGCAGCGUUGGACUAGCAUCUCCUUCAAUGCGAGGCUCCACGCCUUUGGAUGUUGCUGCAGCAUCUGUGAUGGACAACAAUGAACUUGCUUUAGCAUUACGAGAGCCUGACUUAGAAAAAGUUGUUCAGUACUUGGCUGGGUGUGGCCUGCAGAGCUGUGGCAUGUUGGUUUUCAAGGGAUACCCGGAUAUUGGCUGGAAUCCUGUGGAAGGGGAACGCUACUUGGAUUUUCUUCGGUUUGCUGUCUUUUGUAAUGGUGAGAGUGUGGAAGAGAAUGCCAAUGAGGUAGUGAGGCUGCUGAUUCGUCGCCCUGAGUGCUUUGGACCAGCCCUGCGAGGAGAAGGUGGAGAUGGGCUUCUAGCUGCCAUGGAGGAAGCAAUAAAGAUCUCUGAAGAUCCAGCGAGGGAUGGCCCUUCACCAACUGAUGACUUCAUUAGAAGCCUGGAUAUUGAGGAAGAGGAAGAUGACACCAUUCAUAUGGGGAAUGCCAUAAUGACCUUCUACUCUGCUUUGAUUGACUUAUUAGGGCGUUGUGCUCCAGAGAUCCACCUCAUUAACGCUGGUAAAGGUGAGGCAAUCCGAAUUAAAGCCAUCCUUCGCUCACUGAUUCCCCUGGAAGACUUGGAGGGAGUUAUCAGCAUUCCUUUCCAGAUGCCAACCAUUGCUAAGGAUGGGACGGUGGUAGAGCCGGACAUGUCGGCAGGAUUCUGCCCUGAUCACAAGGCAGCCAUGGUUUUGUUCCUGGACAGGGUGUACGGAAUCGAAGAUCAGGAAUUUCUUCUACAUCUGCUAGAGGUUGGCUUCCUGCCAGACCUCCGUGCUGCAGCCUCACUGGACACGGCUGCCCUGAGUGCUACAGACAUGGCAUUGGCACUGAAUCGAUAUUUAUGUACUGCUGUUUUGCCGCUGUUAACUAAGUGUGCCCCACUCUUUGCUGGCACGGAACACCAUGCCUCCCUUAUCGAUUCUUUGCUGCACACUGUGUACAGACUGUCGAAGGGAUGCUCUCUCACGAAGGCUCAGAGAGAUGCAAUUGAAGAAUGCUUGCUUGCAAUCUGUAGUCAAUUACGACCAUCCAUGAUGCAGCACCUGUUGAGGAGACUAGUGUUCGAUGUUCCUCUCCUCAAUGAACAUGCAAAAAUGCCUCUCAAGUUACUAACCAACCACUAUGAGAGGUGUUGGAAAUAUUACUGCCUCCCAGGAGGGUGGGGGAACUUUGGAGCAUCCUCAGAAGAAGAACUUCACUUGUCAAGGAAGUUGUUCUGGGGUAUUUUUGAUGCCCUGUCCCAGAAGAAGUAUGAACAAGAAUUGUUUAAGUUAGCUCUACCCUGUCUGAGUGCAGUUGCAGGGGCCUUACCCCCAGACUACAUGGAAUCCAACUAUGUGGCAAUGAUGGAGAAGCAGUCCUCAGUGGAUACGGAGGGAAAUUUCAAUCCACAACCUGUAGACACCUCAAGUACGACUCUUCCAGAAAAGUUAGAUUAUUUUAUCAACAAAUAUGCAGAACACAGUCAUGACAAAUGGACAAUGGAAAAGUUUGCUAAUGGAUGGGUCUAUGGUGAAACAUGUGGUGAGGCUGCCAAGGUUCAUUCUUUGUUAAAACCGUUCAAACUUCUGUCUGAAAAGGACAAGGAAGUGUAUCGUUGGCCGAUAAAGGAAUCCCUGAAAACAAUGGUGGCUUGGGGCUGGACAAUCGAGAGGACACGAGAUGGAGAAACCAUGGCUCUACAUAACAGGACACGUAGAAUAUCUCAGUCAAGCCAGGUUUCUGUUGAUUCUGCACAUGGCUACAGCCCACGACCCAUCGACAUGAGCAAUGUCACACUUUCCAGAGACCUGCAUGCCAUGGCAGAGCUCCUAGCUGAGAACUAUCACAACAUCUGGGCCAAGAAGAAGAAAACUGAGCUGGAAGUUAAAGGAGGAGGAAACCAUCCUCUGUUGGUGCCAUACGAUACACUCACAGCCAAGGAGAAAUCCCGAGACAGGGAGAAAGCACAGGAAAUUCUCAAGUUUCUUCAGAUCAAUGGCUACGCAGUCUCAAGGGGAUUAAAGGACAUGGAGUUGGAUACACCUUCAAUUGAAAAGAGAUUUGCCUACAGCUUCCUUCAGCAGCUCAUCAAAUACGUGGAUCAGGCUCAUGAAUACAUUCUGCAGUUUGAUGUUUGUUCCAGAGGUAAAGGAGAAAGGUUCCCUCAUGAACAGGAAGUCAAGUUCUUUGCCAAGGUUGUUCUUCCUCUAACCGAUCAAUACUUUAAGAAUCAUCGCCUUUACUUCUUGUCCACUGCAAGUAGACCUCUCAGUAGUGGGGGCCACGCCUCGAACAAGGAGAAGGAAAUGGUAACAAGCCUGUUCUGCAAACUCGGAGUACUUGUCAGACAUAGGAUAUCACUGUUUGGAAGCGAUGCCACAUCAAUAGUAAACUGUCUGCACAUAUUGGGCCAGACUUUGGAUGCCAGGACUGUGAUGAAGACAGGUCUGGAAUCAGUUAAGCUGGCCUUACGAGCGUUCUUUGAAAAUGCAGCAGAGGAUUUGGAGAAAACUAUUGAGAAUCUUAAACUGGGGCAGUUCACUCACACCAGGACACAGCCUAAAGGAGUGACGCAGAUCAUCAAUUACACGACUGUGGCCUUGCUGCCAGUCUUAUCAUCACUGUUUGAACACAUUGCCCAGCACCAGUUUGGAGAAGACCUCAUCUUGGAUGAUGUCCAGGUCUCUGGCUACAGGAUACUAAGUAGCUUAUACGCGCUGGGUACUGGUAAAAGCAUCUACGUGGAAAGGCAGCGGCCAGCUCUAGGGGAGUGUCUGGCAGCAUUUUCGGGUGCUUUCCCCGUGGCUUUUCUCGAGACUGACCUGAACAAACACAAUCCUUUCUCGAGCUACAACACUAAGACUUCAAAGGAUCGUGCAGCUCUGAAUUUGCCAGCCAGAGUGGAAGAGAUGUGUCCCAAUAUUCCUUCCCUGGAAAGUCUGAUGGAAGAGAUAAUGGAGCUGGCAGAAUCUGGGAUACGUUACACCCAGAUGCCCCAUAUAAUGGAAGUUAUCCUGCCCAUGCUGUGCAAUUACAUGUCUCACUGGUGGGAACACGGGCCAGAGAAUAACCCUGAGAAGGCAGAGUUGUGCUGUACUGCUCUCACCUCCGAGCACAUGAACACUUUGCUGGGCAACAUUCUGAAGAUUAUAUCAAACAACCUGGGCAUUGACGAAGGAGCUUGGAUGAAGAGAUUAGCAGUAUUUUCACAGCCCAUUAUCAGCAAGGUGAAAGCCCAGCUCCUGAAGACACACUUCCUGCCCCUCAUGGAGAAGCUGAAAAAGAAAGUGGCCACAGUGGUGGUGGAGGAGGAUCACCUGAAAGCGGAGGGCAGAGGGGACAUGUCUGAGGCUGAGCUCCUCAUCCUGGAUGAAUUCACUGUGCUGGCCCGGGACCUGUACGCUUUCUACCCGUUGCUAAUUCGAUUUGUGGAUUAUAACCGUGCCAAAUGGCUCAAAGAACCAAAUCCUGAGGCUGAAGAACUGUUCCGAAUGGUGGCUGAAGUGUUUAUUUACUGGGCGAAAUCUCACAAUUUCAAGAGGGAGGAGCAGAACUUUGUGGUGCAGAACGAAAUCAAUAACAUGUCGUUCCUCAUCACUGACACAAAAUCUAAGAUGUCAAAGGGGUGUGUUUCCGAUCAAGAGAGGAAGAAGUCAAAGAGGAAGGGAGACCGAUAUUCUCUUCAAACGUCACUCAUUGUCGCAGCACUAAAGAGACUACUUCCAAUUGGAUUAAACAUCUGUGCGCCUGGUGACCAGGAACUAAUUUCAUUGGCGAAAAAUCGGUUUAGCCUGAAAGACACGGAGGCUGAAGUUAGAGAAAUAAUUCGCAAUAAUCUUCAUCUUCAGGGCAAAUAUCGAGUAUUUCAUUUCAAGAAACUGGUGAAGAGACUCAUCAUAAUUAUGAAAUGGAUGAAGAACAGACCACCCAAAUCCGCUUCCAGGCCCAAUAACUCUGGCUCAGAUUUUUCAGGCACUUACAGCCAUAAAAAAUUGACCGUGCAAAAACACUCUGUUAUUCUAGACAUUAUUCCCAGAGUUCAAAAAACUCCUCUUUUGGCACUUAAAAAAUCCUCUUCAAUUCACCAUGUGUCUGUGGCGCAACACUCAAAGGUCCUGUCAAGGCCAUUUGAGCUGAUGGUUAGUAAGCCCAGGAAAGGCCUGAAAGAGGAUGGGACUACAACCGUGCAUGGUUUGCUUGGGUGUAACAGCCUUUUAUUGGAAGAUCCUGCCAUUAGGUGGCAGAUGGCUCUAUAUAAAGACCUGCCGAACAGAAGUGAAGACUCGUCCGAUCCUGGGAAAACAGUGGAGCGAGUGCUAGAUAUUUCCAAUGUAGUUUUUCACUUGGAACAGGUUGAACAUCCUCAGAGAUCUAAGAAAGCUGUGUGGCAUAAGCUACUAUCCAAGCAGAGGAAGCGAGCAGUGGUUGCCUGCUUCAGGAUGGCACCACUGUACAACCUGCCACGGCACCGAGCUGUCAAUCUCUUCCUUCAAGGCUAUGAGAAAUCCUGGAUUGAGACUGAGGAUCACUAUUUUGAAGACAAGCUGAUAGAAGAUAUAGCUAAACCAGGUGGGAAAGCGCCAGCAGAGGAAGAGGAGGGAACCAAACGACUUGACCCUCUUCACCAACUCAUUCUGCUUUUCAGUCGCACGGCUUUGACUGAGAAAUGUAAACUGGAAGAAGAUUUUCUCUAUAUGGCUUAUGCUGACAUUAUGGCUCAGAGCUGUCACGUUGAAGAAGAUGAAGAUGGUGAGGAAGAAGUCAAAAGCUUUGAAGAAAAGGAAAUGGAGAAACAAAAGCUCCUGUAUCAGCAAGCGAGGCUUCAUGACCGAGGGGCAGCCGAGAUGGUUCUGCAGAUGAUCAGCGCCUGCAAAGGUGAAAUGGGGCCAAUGGUCGCAUCUACCCUGAAGCUUGGGAUUUCUAUUCUCAAUGGUGGAAACUCCACAGUUCAGCAGAAAAUGCUUGAUUAUCUCAAGGAGAAGAAGGAUGUGGGCUUCUUUCAAAGUCUUGCUGGUCUCAUGCAGUCUUGCAGUGUGCUUGACCUAAAUGCAUUUGAACGACAGAACAAAGCAGAAGGACUCGGCAUGGUGACAGAGGAGGGCUCAGUCAUCACUCAUGAGCGCGGUGAGAAGGUGAUGCAGGACGAUGAGUUUACUUGCGAUCUCUUUCGCUUUCUCCAACUGCUCUGUGAAGGCCACAACUCAGAUUUCCAGAACUACCUACGAACUCAAACAGGCAAUAACACAACAGUAAAUAUCAUUAUCUCCACCGUGGACUACCUCUUGAGAGUUCAGGAAUCGAUCAGUGAUUUCUAUUGGUACUACUCUGGGAAAGAUGUCAUUGACGAACAAGGGCAGCGUAAUUUCUCAAAGGCAAUCAAUGUGGCAAAGCAAGUCUUCAAUACACUUACAGAAUACAUCCAGGGUCCAUGUACUGGCAAUCAACAGAGUUUAGCACAUAGCAGGCUGUGGGAUGCUGUGGUUGGCUUUCUUCAUGUCUUUGCCCACAUGCAAAUGAAACUGUCUCAGGACUCGAGCCAAAUUGAGCUGUUGAAAGAGCUAAUGGAUCUUCAGAAAGACAUGGUGGUCAUGCUGCUAUCAAUGCUGGAAGGAAAUGUGGUUAAUGGAACAAUUGGCAAGCAGAUGGUUGACAUGUUGGUGGAAUCCUCAAACAACGUAGAAAUGAUCCUCAAAUUCUUUGAUAUGUUCCUUAAACUAAAGGAUCUAACCACAUCUGAUACAUUCAAAGAAUAUGACCCUGAUACUAAAGGUGUGAUCUCAAAGAGGGACUUUCAGAAGGCUAUGGAGAGUCAUAAACAUUACACUCAGUCCGAAACUGAUUUCCUGCUCUCUUGUGCUGAGACUGAUGAGAAUGAGAUGCUAGAUUAUGAGGAGUUUGUUGAACGGUUUCACGAACCUGCCAAGGACAUUGGUUUCAAUGUGGCUGUUCUGCUGACAAACCUGUCGGAGCACAUGCCUCACGACACCCGGCUGCAGACAUUUCUGGAACUGGCAGAGAGUGUGCUCAAUUAUUUUCAACCGUACCUGGGCCGCAUAGAAAUCAUGGGGAGUGCCAAGCGCAUCGAGAGGGUUUAUUUUGAGAUCAGCGAGUCCAGCAGAACCCAAUGGGAGAAGCCGCAAGUGAAGGAGUCAAAGAGACAAUUCAUCUUUGACGUGGUGAAUGAGGGGGGAGAGAAAGAAAAGAUGGAACUCUUUGUGAACUUCUGUGAGGACACUAUCUUUGAGAUGCAGCUGGCAGCUCAAAUCUCCGAGUCAGACUCCACUGAGAGGUCUGUGAGCAAAGAGGACACCCAGAAGGACAAAUUGGAGGAAGAAGACCCCAAAAUGGGCUUUUUUACCUUGACGACAGUUCGGACUGCUCUGAUGGCCUUGAGGUCUAACGUGAUGAUCCUCAUGAAGAUGUUCACAACUAAAAGCCUCAAAAAGCAGGUGAAGAAAAUGAAAAAGAUGACAGUGAAGGACCUGAUUAUGGCUCUCUUCUCUUUCUACUGGAGCUUGCUGGUCGGACUCUUCCACUUUGUAUUCAGCGUUUUUCGUGGAUUCCUUCGUAUCAUGUACAGCACUUUGUUGGGAGGAAGUCUUGUGGAAGGAGCUAAGAAGAUCAAAGUGACGGAGCUGCUGGCCAACAUGCCAGACCCAACUCACGAUGACGUCGAUGGUGAGGUUGGAGAAGGAGAAGGGAAAGUUGCCCCAUCAGCACUGCCAGAAGACUUAACUGAUCUGACAGCCGUCACUGAGGAGACUGAUGUCCUGUCCGAUAUCUUUGGUUUGGACCUACGGCGUGAAGGAGGCCAAUAUAAGCUCAUACCACAUGAUCCAAAUGCUGGCAUGUCUGAUCUAAUAAGCCCUCAGGCUACUAGUGAGCCACUUCCAGAACUCCAGACUGAACCUCAGGCUGAAGAAACCAAGGAGGAUGAGACUAACGAGAAAGAGGACCCAAAAGUGGAACCGGAAAAGGCUGAUGGAGAAGAUGGAGAAAAAGAAGAAAAGGAAGAAAAAGUUCCAGAGCAAAAACCGCAACAGAAAAAGAAGCAGCGACAUGCACAAAAAACAGACGAGCCUGAUGUCCAAGAAUCUGCCUUCUGGAAGAAAAUUAUAGCAUACAAACAGAAGCUGCUUAAUUAUUUUGCACGUAAUUUCUACAACAUGAGGAUGCUUGCGCUGUUUGUAGCCUUUGCUAUUAAUUUCAUUCUUCUCUUCUAUAAGGUAUCAACCUCUCCACCCGUAGAGGAGCGGGAAAGUAUUCUUGGUGUUUACAGUCAAGGAGGUGGAACCUCUCGGUGGAGCAGUGGGCACAGGGUCACAGUGCAUUACGUGCUACAAGAGAGUAGUGGAUAUAUGGAGCCCACACUGAGAAUUCUGGCUAUCCUACACACCAUCAUCUCCUUUUUUUGCAUCAUUGGUUAUUAUUGCUUAAAAGUCCCAUUGGUUAUCUUUAAGCGAGAGAAAGAAGUGGCCAGGAAGCUCGAGUUUGAUGGGCUGUACAUCACAGAGCAACCUUCAGAGGAUGACAUCAAAGGACAGUGGGAUAGACUGGUUAUCAACACACAGUCAUUUCCUUAUAAUUAUUGGGACAAAUUUGUGAAGAGAAAGGUUAUGGAUAAAUAUGGAGAAUUCUAUGGAAGAGACAGGAUCAGCGAGCUGCUGGGAAUGGACAAGGCGGCUUUAGAUUUCAGUGAUGCACAGGAGAAGAAGAAGCCCAAGAAAGAAAAUUCCUUCUCAGCAGUACUGAACACCAUUGAUGUUAAGUACCAGAUCUGGAAGUUAGGAGUGGUAUUUACAGAUAAUUCUUUCCUGUACCUUGCGUGGUACAUGACCAUGUCAAUUUUGGGGCACUAUAACAAUUUUUUCUUUGCUGCCCAUCUGCUGGAUAUCGCUAUGGGAUUCAAAACAUUACGGACUAUCUUGUCGUCAGUGACCCACAAUGGCAAGCAGCUGGUAUUAACUGUGGGUUUAUUGGCCGUUGUGGUGUAUCUGUACACUGUGGUUGCAUUUAAUUUCUUCCGCAAAUUCUACAAUAAGAGUGAGGAUGGAGACACACCAGACAUGAAGUGUGAUGAUAUGCUGACAUGUUACAUGUUCCACAUGUAUGUGGGGGUCCGUGCUGGAGGAGGCAUCGGGGAUGAGAUCGAAGACCCUGCUGGGGAUGAAUACGAAAUCUAUCGGAUCAUCUUUGACAUCACCUUCUUCUUCUUUGUAAUAGUCAUCCUCCUGGCCAUCAUUCAGGGUUUGAUUAUUGAUGCUUUUGGUGAACUAAGAGAUCAGCAAGAGCAGGUGAAAGAAGACAUGGAGACCAAAUGUUUCAUCUGUGGCAUUGGCAAUGACUAUUUUGACACGGUGCCUCAUGGCUUUGAAACUCACACACUGCAGGAGCACAAUUUGGCAAAUUACCUGUUUUUCUUGAUGUAUCUUAUUAACAAAGAUGAAACGGAGCACACAGGGCAGGAGUCUUAUGUGUGGAAAAUGUACCAAGAACGCUGCUGGGAAUUCUUUCCUGCCGGAGAUUGCUUUCGUAAGCAGUAUGAAGACCAGCUCAAUUAAAGCAAAGGACUAAGAUGACCCACAAACACUGAAAAACCUACAGAUUUCCUCUUUGAAUGCUUUCAAAUCUUUCUUUGUAUAUAACCUAUUCAGUGUGCACUUGGAGGACAGAGGCUAUAGCUCACUGAUUCUGCUCUUGUCAGCGCAUCUGCUUUUAAAUUGAUGUAGAAAAACAAGUAUUGAUCUCAAACCAUGUGCAGAGACGUUUAAGACAUUUUGUUCAUCAUGUGAGCACAUGCGUGAAAGAUGAUAUUCACUCCCAUCCCGUACAUUCAUGUAUUUCUUCAUCCGGAAUGGUAAUGUAUACUUUUGAUGUGCAGAGCAAUCUGUUUACGGACACUGGGCUGCGAUGAGGAAAUAGUGCCUUACUAUGCGUGGGUUGAGCUAUGCAAGUCAAAGAAGUUGUGUGCAUGACCGUGUCACACUGUAAAUCAAUCUUUUGAUGUACAUGCUUCUGUCUGACUUCUGUGUGUCUCAGGAGAAGUGUAGGACAUUCACAUGAACCUAAGACGUUAGUUUCUGGUUAUUUCGCUCUUCCUUAUUUUGGUAAUGCUCUUAUGCAAUACAGCAACAGUACAGAUCUUUGAACAAAAGAUUCUGAUCAUCUUUAAGGAAAUAAAAAUACAUCAUUGCAUGUUUAUUAUGCAAGUAAAACAGAGAAAAUAAAGUGGCAAGCUGAUCAUUGUGACAACUAUUUUUUAGGUUUAAGGUUAUUGAUAAUUCUGUAGUUACAAAGUGUGGUGUACUUUAUUGUAGAUUCAGAGCCAGUUUCAUCAGCCAAGAAUUGCAUCAGUUAAACUUGGUUGCUAUGUCUCAUUUUUCUGCCACUUGUGGUGAAUAUAGUGAUUGAGGAAUAACUGUCCACUCAUUUCUGACUGAAGCUGAAGCAAUAUCCAUUCAGGGAUUUCACCAAACACCAUUGUAAAGUAAUUAUGUGUAGAAUACUUCAUUUGAGUUGUUUUCAAUUGUAAUGCCAACCUUUCGAAAUAAAACGUUC
This is a messenger RNA of Callorhinchus milii (elephant shark), 16237 nucleotides long. RefSeq names its product ryanodine receptor 2a (cardiac) (gene ryr2a). The record is from RefSeq and is a predicted model, not a curated record. Gene Ontology annotation, molecular function: ryanodine-sensitive calcium-release channel activity; protein binding; calcium ion binding. Gene Ontology annotation, cellular component: Z disc; sarcolemma; calcium channel complex. Gene Ontology annotation, biological process: intracellular calcium ion homeostasis; calcium ion transmembrane transport. Lineage: Eukaryota; Metazoa; Chordata; Chondrichthyes; Chimaeriformes; Callorhinchidae.